This is a messenger RNA of Sycon ciliatum, 1621 nucleotides long. RefSeq lists its product as uncharacterized. Gene Ontology annotation, cellular component: nucleus. The coding region runs from base 302 to 1195 and encodes 297 amino acids. NCBI's taxonomy places the organism in Eukaryota, Metazoa, Porifera, Calcarea, Leucosolenida, Sycettidae. The record is from RefSeq and is a predicted model, not a curated record. The transcript is spliced from 6 exons.
GUCAAUUUUGAAGUAAAGUUAGUUGAAGAUUGAUGCACUUUGCAUUAUUUGUUGCUUAUGUUUGCUGAUAUUCAAGUGAGUGCUGUACACAGCAGAAAGAUUUUGUGUGCAAUGAGGAUCUGUCCCACUUGAGGGAUCGCACACAGUUCUUACCUAGUAUCCAAAGCAGUUGCCGUGCAGUGAUCUGGUGGGACUGAAUUUGCUUCUGAAAAAGAGUACGUCGACGCUGAUGCCCGGUUUUCAAGUCUUGCAAGUAGGAUAUCAUCUCCAUUAGGUCCAGUUACAUACGCUUGAGGCGACCAUGGGACGGCUAAGUCGAUAUCGGAAAACAAAAGCGUGCGAUCCUUUCAACACGGCACCAAACAAGCUUGUGCAUCUCGACAAAGCACCGUCCAAGAAUGAGCUGGACCAGGACGUGCAGCGUGCACCAAGGGCGUUUCGGCACAUGAUGAGCCUGACGAAGCGUGCAGAGCGUAGAGAUGCGCAGAAGAAGGCGGCGCGACAGGGCAAAGCCACCGGGCACCCAGCUCAAGGGAAACCAGGAAUGCCGGCCAAAAAAUCGAAAAAGAAAGAAGAUGCAACUAAGAGUGGCGAGUCGUCCCAAGAGCCAGAGAAGAAGAAGACGCCAGCGCAGACCUACCCACGUAUGCCUGGCGAGUCCGAUGCUCAUUAUCUGAGCCGUAUAGACCAGGAGGCAGCUGAGAAAAUGCUGAAAGCCAACAGGGCCCUGAAGCCAAUUGCGGAGAAGCGGAAAAAGUACUUGACCAGUAAGAAAAAGGGAAAGAAGAAUAUCACAGAGGAAGGAGUGAAGGAGUUUGCUAAGACAGAGCGGGUUCGCUUUGGAGAUGUUGUUCAGCAACCACCGUCACUGUCGUCCAAGCCGCGGAAGGCACCAGAACAAACGUCAGCUAAGCUUGUCAGUAGCAUGAAGCUACCACCCGGUGCAACAGCAGGAACAGCAGCAGCAGGUGGGGAUGAUGACGGAGAAACCUCUGCCACUGCAGCCCCACCAAAGGCCAGGGUGGAUCCUAAACAGAAGGCUGGUGCGCCCAGCCCAAAGAGCAUCAAGUGCAAGAAAAGCAAAGACAUGACGCCUCAUGAGCGCGAGCGUCUCGAAGCAGUGCGCGCCAAUGCCAUUCAGCUCUAUCGGCAGCAUAAGAAGCAACAGCUCGAGCAGCGUGCAUCUCAUCGCUAGAAACACGUGUGGGCAUGCUGCUUUCUUUCUCUCACGCUAUAUUGUACACUAACUGUUGGUAACACUAACAGGCUUAUACAUACACUGUAAAUAUUCUAGCCACGCUGGCUGGCCCUGCUCUUUGUCAUUUUGUACAGAUUUGCUUUUCAUUUAGACCUUGUGUACAUACUAUGUACAUACUACUAUGUAGAUUUCCGUGUAAAUGUUCCUACGCAGGUAGUUAGCUGCCACCCGAUCUGUACAUGAAAAUUAAUUAUUUAUUUAGUCAAUCAGUCUGUUUUUUCUCUCUCCCUCCCCUGUAUGUAGCAACACAGCUGCCAACAGUAAGACUUCUUAACCUUGUAUAGAGUUAUACAGCAAAUUCUGCUGCAAUGUAACUCUUACUGGCGCAGUAACGUGCCAGAUAUACUAUGCCACGGAACACAG